Molecule: messenger RNA, 1710 nt
Organism: Papaver somniferum (opium poppy)
Lineage: Eukaryota; Viridiplantae; Streptophyta; Magnoliopsida; Ranunculales; Papaveraceae
Product: putative SOS response-associated peptidase YoqW
Exons: 8
Coding region: 193-1299 (368 amino acids)
Biological process (GO): DNA damage response
Molecular function (GO): single-stranded DNA binding
Source: RefSeq, a predicted model, not a curated record
CCCAUGUUAUAUGGAUUUUGGCAACCAUGCCCUGUUGGGUGUGAACACACUACUUUGGUCGGUUUGCCUUUCAGUUUCAUUUUUAUUUUUCUUGGGAGUUCAACCGCUACCCAGUUAUCAAGGAGCGUCUUGGUUCCCGCGCCUUAGGUUAUUCCUGAAAGAGCAGAUCAUCAGAGUUCAGAGAGACAGAGAAUGUGCGGCAGAGCUCGUUGUAGUCUUAGAGUGGACGAUAUCCCUAGGGCUUGUGGUGUUAGCAAUGGUCCAGUACGAAGUGUGCAGAUAGAUCGGUAUAGACCAUCUUAUAAUGUUUCUCCAGGGUUUUAUGUUCCUGUUAUUUACAGAGAACCUCAAGGAAAUAAUGGUGGCGAUGGUCCGGAAACUGUUCUUCACUGUAUGAAAUGGGGACUCAUUCCUAGCUUUACUAAGAAAACUGAGAAACCUGAUCACUACAGGAUGUUCAAUGCUCGAUCAGAGUCUAUUUCUGAAAAAGCAUCUUUCCGUCGUUUACUUCCAAAGAACCGGUGCGUUGUGGCCAUAGAAGGGUUUUAUGAGUGGAAAAAAGAUGGGUCGAAAAAGCAGCCAUACUAUAUUCAUCUUAAGGAUGAUCACCCUCUUGUGUUUGCCGCCCUUUAUGAUUCUUGGAAGAACUCGGAGGGAGAGGUAAUUUACACGUUUACAAUUGUGACAACCUCUUGUUCGUCAACUUUACAAUGGCUUCAUGAUAGAAUGCCGGUUAUCUUGGGUGAUAAGAGCUCUAUUGAUGUCUGGCUGGAUGGUUCAACUACAUCUGGAUUUGAUUCUCUUCUUAAGCCAUUUGAAAAUCCUGAUCUGGUGUGGUACCCUGUUACAUCAGCAAUGGGCAAACCUUCCUUUGAUGGGCCAGAGUGUAUCAAAGAGAUAGCAUUGAAGACCGAAGAGAAGAACCUAAUCUCAAAGUUCUUCGCUAAGAAAAAUCCUGAUAGUGAAGAAGAGACCAAUGAGCCAAUCAAAAUUUCACUAAAAGAAUCUAAUCACCCACCAUCUGGAAGCCUGAAAGUUGAACCAGAAGAGAACAGUGACCUUCCAAGUGAUUCAAAAGAAAAAAGAAGCCAUAAAUCUGACAGUUUUCCCUUACAUCCGGAAGAGGAUAAAAAGUGCGGAAUCAAACGGGAUUACGAGGAAGUAGAAUCAGAGACAAAGCCUCCACCAGACAAGAUUGGAAAGACUAAAAUGAGUCCUCCGAAGAAGAAAAGCAACACUAAUAAAACUGCAGGGGAUAAACAGCCAACACUACUUUCUUACUUUGCAAAAAAAUCCUAGGGCAACACUCUAUCUAAUCUCUCUAUAGAGGGGGACUGAAAAAAGGUAAUUGAUUACCUAAAUGGACAAGAAGUAGCAGUAGACUGGCAGGCACAGGGUGUUUUGUACGAAACUAAGAAGUUGUUGGCUGAAAUGAGCAACUUUUUGGGUUUCCAGCUCUCAUCUACAGAUCCGGAAAUACUUCAGCUGACAUUAUGGCCAAGGAGGCGAGGCAGUAUGCGUCUCAACAGAAUUGAGAACAUAUUCCUGAAGUGAUUAGAACGGUGUUUGCAGUAUAGCAAUUGAAUGUUAACUCUAGCAAAUCUACUUUCUGCAUCAUUAGAUAGCUCUACUUUUCCUAACUUUGUACAAUCAAUGAAUUUUCCUUUUUUCAGAAAAGAAGAAGUGAAGUUCAGAAAUCUUGAUGGAAGA